Molecule: messenger RNA, 4068 nt
Organism: Cricetulus griseus (Chinese hamster)
Lineage: Eukaryota; Metazoa; Chordata; Mammalia; Rodentia; Cricetidae
Source: RefSeq, a predicted model, not a curated record
CGAAUCCCGAUCCUGCAUGUUUCUGCAAAAUGACUCUAUCCUUUUACCUCCUCCUUCUAGGCUGCUUGCAACUAACCCGCUUGCCUGUGCUGAGCUGUGGGAUUAGAGGCAUGUGCCACUGUGUCUGACUAGAGAGGUCAUUCAUUUAUAUGAACGUAUAUAUGUAUACAUUAAGUAUUACACAUUUUUAUGACAGGGUCUCAGUGUAGCCCUGGCUGGUCAGCUCACACAGGUCUGCGGGCCUGUCUUCCAAACACUGGGAUUAAUGGCAUACACCACCAUGUUUGCUUCCUUCCCAAAUGAGUUGCACUUAUUUAUCUGUGGUGGUGCAUAUGUCAAGGCACACGGCGAGGUCAGAGGGUAACUAGUAAACUAGAGUUGGCUCUCCUUCCACAAUGAAGCCUGAGAUGUCAGGUACUCAGGCUUGGUGGCAGUUGCCUCUACUCACUGAGCCAUCUUGCCAGAUCUCUAAAAAUGUUUUAAGUUAUUUAUUAUUUUAUGUGUACGGGUAUUUUGCCAGCAUGAUUGUUUGUGUACCAUCUCCAUGCUUGGUGCCUGAGGAGGCCAGAAGACGGCAUCCUGAAGAGGAAACGAGCUAAAGAUGGUUGUGAACUGCCCUGUGGGUGCUGGAGAUUGAACCUGUGUUCUCGAAAGAAGCAACAAGAGCACUGGGUGGUGUUGGCAGACACCUUUAAUCCCCUUAUGAUUUUUCUUACAUCCUUAGGUUGACUUCAUUUUCUCUUUCUUCCCUCUCUCCAUUUCCUUCCUUUCUGUCUUUUCUCCUCCCCAUUCUUUCAUUGUGCAAUCCACGCUAGCACUGGACUCGGCAUCCUCCCGCCAAGUAGGGCAUCUUGCUGGCAUCAAUCUCCCCAUCUCUUGUAUUUUAACAACAAUUUCCUCUACUCUGAGGCUCCUAAUAGACCCCUAACUAAGUGUCCUGUCUCCCUGCCCUCAAUAAAGAAAGAUACCAUACUGGUCCUGGGCACAAUGGUCCCUAGCAUAUGGGGUUCAGUCAGUCAAUGGAUUGAACGCUGAGUGAUCCUUCAUAUUUGUCUUUCAGAUCCUGAGGGCCAGUUCUGCUCCCCAGGGUCUCUUUCUGCAGAUGGGUGGAAGCUUCCUCUGGAAACUACGCACUCUGAAUCUCAAAUGGUUCCCCUUCCCAUUUUACUCCCCAACAUCAUCUUGGGCUCAGGCUCCCCCCCCAAAAAAAAAAAAAACAAACAAAACUUUCAGUGAAGGGAGGGACACUCACCUCACCUCAAGGCUUAGCAUGUUGUCUCUCCCAGGAGCCUGCACCCAGUAACCCCUUCCUAGCUUCCUAGCUUUUCACCUGUUUACUUCUCCAACCCAUCUAGCUUUCUGAUUUUACUCCUCCCCUUACAGCAUCAUCACCAACUGGUCUUUUUCAUUAUCUCUAAAGUUUUCUCUUUCUCCUGUCUCUGUCUCCAUCCAUUCCAUCUUCCUGCCUCCUAUUGCUGCCUCCUCAGUCUCCUGGUCCUUUAGUCCUUUUCUGACUCCAGAGGUUUCUUCUCUCUGUCGGUAUCGGGGCACAGGGGGCUGUGUAGGCCCUGCUGUAGCCCAGGGCUGGCAGACGCUUUCUAGUCUGAAACAGCCCUUUCUUUUCUUGGCCCUGGAGUGUCCUCAGUUUUGGGGAAUUGAGGAGGACCUUGCUAGGCAGGGAGAGGUAUGGUGGGAGAUCCUGGGUCUGGGCUGUGGAAUCUGUCUCUGGGAAGUGACCACAUGGACUUUUUGCUCUUGUUCUGUCUCUGAGUGGUUUGACUGAUAUGAAAAUGUGACUUUGUGAGAGAAAAACAGAAUCUGUAGUGGGAUGUGUGAGAAUUGGCUGUGCUGUGCAGUGUGUGUGCCAUGCAGUGUGUGUACUCUGCAGUGUGUACUGUGCAGUGUGCCUGCUGGCCUACAUGGCUCUAAGGCAAGUGCUUCUACACAGGCCCAAGCUGUUUUCUUUUUAAGGUUUGCAAUAGUACAGGAGUGUGAGAAGUUUCAUCCUUUCUUCUCUUUUUCUUUCUUUCUUUCUUUUUUUUUUUUUUAAGACAGGGUCUCACUCACUAUAUAGACCAGACUAGCCUGGAACACACAGAGAUCCACCUGACUCAGACUCCUGAGUGCUGAGAUAAAAGGCUUGUGCCACCACACCCAGUGAAUAGUUAAUGGUUUGAAUGAGGCUCAUAUAUUUGAAUGUUUGGUACCCAGUUGAUCGAACAGUUUGGGAAGGAAUAGGAGGUGUGGUCUUGUUGGAGGAGGUGUGUCACUGGGCCUAGGCUUCAAAGUUUCAAAAGGCCCAGUGUCUUUCUCUGCCUCCUGCUUGUGAAUCAAAUGUAAUGAUUAUGUCUCCCUGCCUGCUGCCAUGCACCCUGCCAUGCUGGUCAAGGACUCACCCUUUGAAACUAUAGGCAAGCCCCAAUUAAAUGCUUUCUUAUGUAAAUUGCCUAUGGUGUCUCUUCAUAGAGGUAGAAUAGUAACUAAGACAAAGAUCUGAAACAGCCUCAGAUAUCUUAGAAACUCCCUGCAGAUACCGAUAAGAGCACCGGGAACUCCCUGCAAAUACUGGUAAGAGCACCUUGCCUGACAAGAAAGCCUACAUAGUAAUGAGAACAUCUGCAGUCAGGAGCCAGGAGAAACCUGACCAGGUCAGCAUAUGAUAAAAACAUCUGCUGGCAUGGCUCAGCCCUGAGACUACAAACACACAGAUAAAAUUUCCAUCUCUUCUCUGCCCUCUGCACCUUGGCACACAGUCUCCACUUCUGCAGUAAAGGACAGCGUGCUUCUGUUGGGGUCUCACUCAGAUUUUGUGGGCUUGCUGCAAACCUCACUGGAGUCAGCAUCUGGGUCGUGAGAGGUGGCCAUGGGGGGUGUCGUGUUGCGCACGCUGCAGCUGCUGCUCCUGCUGGCCGCCUGGCGGGCACGUGGAGGUGCCGCGCGAUGCCGCGUCACGCUGGUACUGUCCCCGCAGAAGGUCCAUGUGCCCCACUCAGCAGAUGGGUGCAAUGAAGCUGUGAUCAACAGCAGAGUGGGAAUCGGCCUGGCUUCCCCAAGGGCUGAAGCACAGAGGAAGGCAGGCGUGGGACACAGCACCUGCAAUCCCCAGUACAGGAGGCAGAGGCUGGAGGGGUUAAUGUCAUUAUGUCUGACUAUGUGUCCCCAGGUCCUACCACUGCCUCUGGUGCCUCUGGCUCCUCUGAGUCUAGUGGGCAGUGCCGGCAACACCAGCAGGAGUCUGGACCAAACUCCAGAGCACCAGAGAGAUCAGAGCUUGAGGCAGCAGGAGCCCCCAUCUCCUCCCCUGCCUACUGGGCACCUUGCUGUUUCCAUCAGACCAGUGGGCCCGUGGAGGGACUGUGCAGAGGCUCACGGGGCAGGUCACAGGCAGAGUGGAGUGUAUGAGCUGCGACUGGGCCGACGUGUGCUAUCAGUGUGGUGUGAACAGCAGCAGGAGGGCGGAGGCUGGACCGUCAUCCAGAGGCGGCAAGAUGGCUCGGUCAAUUUCUUCACCAACUGGCAGCACUACAAGGCAGGCUUUGGGAGGCCAGAUGGGGAAUACUGGCUUGGCUUGGAACCAGUGCAUCAGGUGACCAGCCGUGGGGACCAUGAGCUGCUGAUACUCUUAGAGGACUGGGGUGGCCGUGGGGCACGAGCCCACUAUGACAGCUUCUCUUUGGAACCUGAGAGUGACCACUACCGUCUGCGGCUUGGCCAGUACCAUGGUGAUGCUGGGGAUUCCCUCUCCUGGCACAAUGACAAACCGUUCAGCACUGUGGACAGGGACCGAGACUCCUAUUCUGGUAACUGUGCCCUGUACCAUCGUGGGGGCUGGUGGUACCACGCCUGUGCCCACUCCAACCUCAAUGGUGUGUGGUAUCAUGGAGGUCACUACCGGAGCCGCUACCAGGACGGGGUCUACUGGGCCGAGUUCCGCGGUGGGGCGUACUCUCUCAAGAAGGCUGUUAUGCUGACCCGGCUUGUGCGGUGGUGACUGUCCCAUGAGUACUCCCAAGGGUAUUUCUAUCUCCUUGAGCUGGUAUCUUAUAGCAACACAAUGUGUCCACACAU